Molecule: messenger RNA, 564 nt
Organism: Caenorhabditis remanei
Lineage: Eukaryota; Metazoa; Nematoda; Chromadorea; Rhabditida; Rhabditidae
Exons: 3
Coding region: 1-564 (187 amino acids)
Source: RefSeq, a predicted model, not a curated record
AUGUCUUCUCGCCCGGCUACCAACUUAGAGAAACUUCUGGCUUCCAUUAAACUUCACGAAGAUGAUGCUGUGAUGACACCAGAGCCAUUGAUUGCCACUGGUCAUACAUCUGCGUUCAAUUUCAAUCAAAUUCCACCUCCCUGUCAAGAUAACGCCGAUUCCCAAGACGAGGAGAAGAGUGAAGAUGAAUUUUUUACUGCUUCCCAAGGAACAACCAAUUCAAGUUCUUCUGAAGAUGUUCCACUUACUGUUGAACUUCUGACUUCUGGUACUCAAGUUCAUACAGCUAUUGGAACAAGAAUUGUUUGGAAUGUUGACAUGGAAUCUCGUCAAAAACGUUUGACAAAACGAUUGCCAAGAUCACGUUACUCACGUGUUCCCAUCAAGAAAAAUGAGAUUUUAGGCGACCUUUCCGCCUCUUCGGACUUGGUAUUUCAAUAUGACAGCACUUCCGACGGAUUAGAUGCCUAUCAGGAACGUGAACGAAAUAAGAAGAGGAAGAUGAGGAAAAGACAAGAUGCCGUUGAUGAGAAGCGGGGAAUCGAAAAAGAAAAGAAGAAUUGA